AUGAAGGUGGCCGAGCCUUCCAAAUCGAGUAUCGAUGAUGACGUGGACGUAGAUGGGUCCGAUGACAAGAUUGACGAGGAGUUCAACAUAUGGAAGAAAAACACGCCAUUUCUCUACGAUAUGGUCAUCUCUCACACCAUGGAGUGGCCCUCGUUGACCGUUGAAUGGCUUCCUGUCAAACCGGCCUUCGAUAAGGCCAGCGACUACUCCACCCACAAAAUGAUCCUUGGCACGCACACUUCCAAUGGGGAUCAGAAUUACCUCAUGAUAGGGCAAGUGAAGGUCCCACAGCAGUCCAAGGAAGAGGUGGACAUCGACAAGUACAUUGAGACUCCUGAGUCUGGGGCUGCUUUGGCCGCUAGUAAGGACCGUAUGUGUAUAUCCACCAAGAUUAAUCACCCCGGGGAAGUGAACAGGGCCAAGUACUGUCCCCAAAAUCCUUUCAUCAUCGCCACCUUGACCAACAUCGGCAACAUAUUACUUUUUGACUACUCUAAGCAUCCUUGCCAUCCCAAGAAGGAGGGCGUCAUAGACUCCCUAUGCACCCUUAAGGGCCACACCGCUGAGGGAUACGCCUUGUCCUGGAGCCCAACCGUACCGGGCCGAUUGGUCUCAGGAGCCUACGACUGCAAGGUGGCAGUCUGGGAUGCCAAUAAUGUCCCCAAAGGCGGCGAAGGUGCUGGCCCUGUGAGUGUCCUCGCCGGCCACACUGAUGCGGUCGAGGCCGUGUCCACUCAUCGUCGUGAUGGAGACAUUCUGGCCUCCACUGGUGAUGAUGGACGGCUCCUAAUAUGGGACCUAAGGUCACCCACCCAGCCAGCUCAUAGGGUCGUGGCUAUUGAAGGGGAGUCUGACUGUAACUGCGUCCAGUUCUCCCCUCACAAUGAUAAUAUGCUCGCUACGGCUGGUAGUGAUAAGACAGUAAGCCUGUGGGAUAUGCGACUAAUUUCACGGAAGGUCCACGCCUUAGAGCAUGGCCAUAAGGAGGACGUAUUGAACAUAGAGUGGAACCCCACCACUGACCACUUGAUCAUGUCUGCUGGCCUCGAUCGUCGAGUCACAGUAUGGGACCUCUCCCGAGUAGGGGAGGAAAUUGAGGACGGCAGCGACAUGGAUGGACCCCCUGAGAUGGUCUUCGUCCAUGGUGGCCAUUGCUCUCGAGUUACCGACAUCAGUUGGAACCCCUUCGAGCCCACUCUGGUAGCUAGCACUUCUGAGGACAACAUAGUGCAGGUCUGGAAGCCGAAUGAGGGCAUCCUGUCCACUGAUGAGGAGGACGAGGAGACCAAUAGUGGUGAUGAUGAAGCCAUGUCUGACGUGGAAUGA
Molecule: messenger RNA, 1326 nt
Organism: Perkinsus marinus ATCC 50983
Lineage: Eukaryota; Perkinsozoa; Perkinsida; Perkinsidae
Product: histone-binding protein RBBP4, putative
Exons: 14
Coding region: 1-1326 (441 amino acids)
Biological process (GO): regulation of gene expression
Cellular component (GO): nucleus
Molecular function (GO): histone binding
Source: RefSeq, a predicted model, not a curated record